Messenger RNA from Elgaria multicarinata webbii, 1720 nucleotides. Its product is annotated as endothelin receptor type B-like. The record is from RefSeq and is a predicted model, not a curated record. Gene Ontology annotation, molecular function: endothelin receptor activity. Gene Ontology annotation, biological process: developmental pigmentation; endothelin receptor signaling pathway; enteric nervous system development. The transcript is spliced from 7 exons. The coding region runs from base 89 to 1396 and encodes 435 amino acids. Lineage: Eukaryota; Metazoa; Chordata; Lepidosauria; Squamata; Anguidae. Gene Ontology annotation, cellular component: plasma membrane.
GAGGACAGGAGCGGUCUGGAGACACCUUUAGCACUGUGACCCAUCAACAAACCCAAAGCUCUGCCCAGGACUAGAACCUUGAUACUCAAUGGGCAGCCUUUCCCUUCCUCUUUUGCUGGCUUCUUGCCUGAGCUGCCUUAUGCUGAAUGCCUCCAGCCAGACGGCCAACAGCUUCAGGGACAGCACCAUCCCCUUUGAGGUCCUGGACCAAGAUAAAGCAGCAUAUGGCCUUCUCCAGCCCGGCGUCUUCCCAGGCCCCGGAACCACCUCCAACCAAUCGGAAGGUGCCGUCCCGCAGGCCCCGAAGAUGUCGGUCAUGUGCACGAAGCGGACGGAAAUCCGGCAGGCCUUUAAGUACAUCAACACGUUCGUCUCUUGCACAAUCUUCAUCGUAGGCAUUAUCGGCAACUCCACCCUGCUGAGGAUCAUCUACAAGAACAAAUGCAUGAGGAAUGGGCCCAACGUCCUCAUCGCCAGUCUGGCUCUGGGGGACCUGCUGUACAUCCUCAUCGCUUUGCCCAUCAAUGUGUAUAAGCUGCUUGCAGAAGACUGGCCAUUUGGUGUGCAGGUGUGCAAGCUGGUGCCAUUCAUUCAGAAGGCCUCCGUCGGCAUCACAGUCCUGAGUCUCUGCGCUCUUAGCAUAGACAGGUACCGAGCAGUUGCUUCAUGGAGCCGCAUCCAAGGGAUGGGCAUCCCCCUGUGGAAGGCGGUCGAGGUGAUGCUCAUCUGGGUGGUCGCCAUCAUCCUGGCUGUUCCUGAAGCCAUCGCCUUUGACCUGGUGAAACUCAAUUACCACGAGCAGAUGCACUGGGUCUGCAUGUUGGCCCCCGAGCAGAUGCCUGGCUUCAUGACGUUCUACAAGGAUGUGAAAGACUGGUGGCUUUUUGGCUUCUACUUCUGCCUGCCGCUGGCCUGCACCGGCGUCUUCUAUUCCCUCAUGUCGUGCGAGAUGCUGUGCAGGAGGAACGGCAUGAGGAUCGCGCUCAACGACCACAUGAAGAGGCGUCGGGAAGUGGCCAAGACGGUGUUCUGUCUGGUGGUGAUCUUCGCCCUCUGCUGGCUACCUCUUCAUCUCAGCAGGAUCCUCAAGAAGACCAUCUAUAACCCAGAAGAUGCGGACAGAUGUGAGCUGCUUAGCUUCCUUCUGGUCAUGGACUACUUCGGUAUCAACAUGGCCUCACUCAACUCCUGCAUCAACCCUGUGGCUCUCUACUUCGUCAGCCGGAAAUUUAAGAACUGCUUCCAGUCAUGCCUUUGUUGCUGGUGCCAGAGAACAGCCCUUGGCAUGGUUCCGACAGACGACAAGGGCUCCGUUGGGAAGUGGAAAGCCAGCGGGCAGGGUCUGGGCCUCAACCGGAGUAGCUCCCGCCUGAGCAACAAGUACAGCUCAUCUUAGACACGUGGAUAAACGAGAAGCGGAGGCUUUGCCAGGACUCUGGAGACGGCCGUCCAUGGUUUCCUGGUGCUCUUCUUGAACUGCUCUGCUUUAUGCUCCUUUCCUUCUAUCUCCCAAGCCAACCAGCUCCAGAGGCAACCCUUCAAAGACUCUCUACUCAUCUGAUAUUCCUCUGCCUCUUAUUUUUCCUUUAAUCGAGCACCCCCACCCCCAAAUACCUCUUUCUCACCCACCCCCUCUAAACAGCAGAGCAUCCUAGAAGAACAGGCUGGCCGGAACAGGCCAAUGGUCCAUCUACCGACUAGAUUCAACUUCAUGCAACUU